Oncorhynchus tshawytscha (Chinook salmon) is the source of this 3175-nucleotide messenger RNA. RefSeq names its product leucine-rich repeat and fibronectin type III domain-containing protein 1-like protein. Lineage: Eukaryota; Metazoa; Chordata; Actinopteri; Salmoniformes; Salmonidae. The transcript is spliced from 4 exons. The coding region runs from base 15 to 1943 and encodes 642 amino acids. Gene Ontology annotation, molecular function: protein binding. The record is from RefSeq and is a predicted model, not a curated record.
CCAGGAGCCUAGCCAUGGAGAGCCUGCUCCUGUUCCUGGCCCUCCUCGCUACGCCCGUCGCCUCCAUGCUGUGCCCCAAGCGCUGCACCUGCCAGAACCUCAUGCCCUCCUACACUGUCCUCUGCACCAAGACAGGCCUGCUCUUCGUGCCGCCGAAUAUUGACCGGCAGACGGCCGAGCUGCGCCUCAUGGACAACUUCAUCACCACCCUUCGUCACCGUGACUUCGCCAACAUGAGCAGCCUCAUCCACCUGACGCUGUCGCGCAACACCAUUAGCCAGAUCAAGCCGUACGCCUUCGCCGACCUUCAGGACCUGCACGCCCUGCACCUGGACGCCAACCGACUCACCAUACUGGACGACACCCACUUCCAGGGCCUGGUCAACCUCAGGCACAUGAUCCUUGCCAACAACCAGCUGCACAGCAUCUCAGAGGGGUCCUUCCAGGACUUCCUGGAGACCCUGGAAGACCUGGACCUGUCCUACAACAACCUGGUGAACAUCCCCUGGGAGACCAUCGGCCUGCUGGCUAGUGUCAACACCCUCAGUCUGGACCACAACCUCAUAGAGAUGGUCCCCGAAGGCAUCUUCUCCAACCUACACAAGCUGGCGCGUCUAGACAUGACCUCCAACAAGCUGAAGAAGAUCCCUCCAGAUCCCCUGUUCCUGAGGAUCCCAGUGUACGCUAAGCUGAAGGGUUCUCCACUCACGUCGCUGGUGCUGAGCUUUGGUGGGAACCCGCUGCACUGCAACUGUGAGCUAAUGUGGCUGAGGCGGCUGACCAGGGAAGACGACCUGGAGACCUGCGCCUCUCCCCGAGAGCUCGCCGGCAAGUAUUUCUGGACUAUCCGCGAGGAGGAGUUUGUGUGCGAGCCGCCCAUGAUCACGCGGCACACCUCCAAGAUGUUUGUGAUGGAGGGUCAGGAGGUGAGCCUACGCUGUAAGUCAGUGGGUGACCCGGAACCUUCCACGCAUUGGGUCAGCCCUGAGGGGAAGCUAAUCGGGAACACGUCCCGCACCAUCUGCUACGAGAACGGCUCUUUGGACAUCCUCACCACCACUGUGAAGGACUCUGGGAAGUUCACCUGCAUUGCCUCCAAUGCCGCUGGCGAGGCCACAGCGCCCGUGGAGCUGGUGGUUAACCCCUCGCCACACUUCGACCCCAAGCUGGAGCCCGAGCCUGGCCCUUCGGACAUCCCCACCUCCAUUAAGUCCAAUGCCAGCGGGGGCCACGCCCACACCGACCAUCAGAGGGUCAGCGUGUCGGAGCUGAGCUCAACUUCGGCCACCAUCCGAUGGCCCUCCCAGGACCACAUCCCGGGGGUCCGCAUGUACCAGAUCCAGUACAACAGCUCCUCCGACGACAUCCUCAUAUACAGGAUGAUCCCUGCGUCUCAUAAGUUCUUCCUACUCAGUGACCUGGCCUCUCAGCGGGACUAUGACCUGUGCGUGCUGGCGGUGUACGACGACGGCGUCACGGCCCUAACCGGCACCCGCCUGGUGGGCUGCGUGGCUUUCACCACAGAGCGAGAGUACCGCCAGUGCCGCUCCCUCCACGACCAGUUCCUGGGCGGCACCAUGAUCAUCGUGAUCGGCGGUAUCAUCGUGGCCUCCGUGCUUGUCUUCAUCUUCAUCCUCCUCAUGAAGUACAAGCUGCACAGCAACCACUAUAAGCAGAAAGCGGCACAUGUCAGCAACGUGUGCUCUCAGACCAACGGGGGCCAGGCUGCGGGCGGGGGAGGCGCUCCCAUCCCACCCUCCUCCUCUUCCUCAGGCUCGACCAACAGGCCCAUGCCUUCUGGCCCAGUGGACAGGGUAGGGCACGACGGACCCCAUCAGGCCUCGGAAGGGGGCUUCGGAGGGCCCUUGAAAGGGACCACGGUAGUGGACUUGAACCCAGAGUACGGGAAGUCAGUGAAGGACGAGGAUGCUAUAUCACAAUAACACAGGAUCUGGGACUGCCCCAACGCCACCCACUUUUUAUUUCCUGGUGCUGGGGUCCCUCUGCCUUAACAAGGAUUAUCUCGUGUCCAAGAUUUGCACAUCACCCAUGCUCGUCCUCUGAGGUGGAGGGAUGGAGAAUGGAAAGGUGAAGUCCCCCUGGUUCAAGGAAGUUGGAAAAACACAAAAUAAUAAAUAUGAAGCCAAGAACAGCAUUGGGAGCAGAGAUGGGGUGGAUGCCAUGGAAUCGCUGUGCUCUGUCACUUAUGCAAUUCUAUCCGGAACUGGGAUGUAAUCCAGCCCUGUGGAGUGGAGGGAAAUGUUUUCCAAAACCUGGGGCUUCUUUUAAUGCGUGAGGAAUGAAUUGACCUUAACCCAGACGCCUAACAUUCCUUUCGGGAAUACUUUUUGGGAUUCCCAUUGAAAUUGCCUACUACAGAGGAACACCCUUGGAUGGUUUUGAUGAUGUAUUGUGGGUUUCAUAGUAAAGCUCCACUCUCCCUUAACGAUCGGUCAUUUGCCAAAGGAAUACAAUAAGAGGAAAAGGCAAUACAGUGUUUUGUUCUCCUCCCCGAGGGCCUUGGAAGCGUUAGCACACAGCGAUGUCGCGUCGAUGCACCGAUAUCAAACGGUUGUUCUUUGAUCUCUUAGGGCACUUUAUAAUCUUUAUAAUCCUAUCUUGCUCUCUUUCUCUCGCUCUCUCUUUCUCUACCCCCCCCAUCUCUCUCUCUCUCUCUGUCUAUAUGGACAAUUGAAUAGUAUAUUCAUCAAUUAAGAGAUCAGAUACAUCCAUUUUGGAUGAUGGUGAAAACAAAUCAUAUUAUUUGGCCAUGGAUAUCCCAACUUGGAAUAAAAACAUGGGCUCUCAAGAUGAGGUCAAAAUAAGAACCUGGAUCUGGUUUGGUUUGAUUACAUGAACUUACAGCACAAGUAUUGCGUUUUGGUUUGAUGGUGAAAUGGUGAGUUAAGUUUCAUUCUGACAAAAGAAACCGACCCUAUUGUAUAACACUUUCGAUAUGGAAAAGAUGGACACAUUGAUCGAAUACAAUUUUUCCCUUACUGUUGACUGUGUAUGUAUUUGUAUGUGAGAUAUACCUUCAAUUUUCUCUGAUUUGAUACCCAUAUUUCCUUUGAAUUAUGAAACAACAAUAAGAAAAAAAUACGUGAGAUGGAAUUGUAUGCUUUCAUAGGUAAAAUAUGUGGAUUUAUAAAGAAAUAAAAUUAUUUUUCUUGAA